AUGCAAAGUAAAGCUGAAAUUGGAAGAAGCCAUUCGAAUUCUAUUUCAAAAAUUUUUGAAACCUCAGGUUUAACCCUAUUAACAUCAAAUGAAUUGCCGGAAAAACCGGAAGGUAGAUGGUUGAUUCGGUGUAAUAGUUGCAAUGAACCGGUUACACGCAAGCAAGCACUGAUGCGCAACGUAAUUUAUUCAUUGAAUAAAAUAUGGCAUCGAGAACAUUUCACAUGCAUUCACUGUAAAUGCAUCGUUGGUUUUGACGGUCGACCAUUCCGGAAAUAUCGUUAUAAUAGCAAUUAUCCAAUUUGUAUGGAUUGUUAUAUGGAAGAAUUUCAUCCAAAAUGUUACGCUUGCAAUAAAUCUUUACGCGAAACAUGUGUAAAAGCAUUAAAAAAAUAUUGGCAUAGAUGUUGUUUUGUAUGUACCAAAUGUCAUUCACCUUUUGAAAAUGGUAUAUAUCUUCUUUACAACGACAAACCAUACGAUGUUGACUGCUACUAUCUGACAAGAUAUGAAAAUCAAUUCACAACAUUGAUUAGUAAUCAAAGUAGUCCUAUUACUGAACCUACUGGAACAAAUCACAAAACAAUUAAUCAGAUAACAGAAAAAACCGAGCAAAAAUCACAAAAUGUUAAAACCGAAUUGCAAUUUCCUUCAACAACACAAAAUACUGAAAUUAAAAAUCACAUAGCAACACCAACACCAACAAAAGCAAUUUCCGAAUCUAAAUCACAUGAAACUGCCAUAAGUGCAUUACCGCCAUCCGUUGGACAUAAUGCGCAUGACAAAAAGCCAACGAAAAAAGCCGCUUCAUAA
Molecule: messenger RNA, 813 nt
Organism: Brugia malayi
Lineage: Eukaryota; Metazoa; Nematoda; Chromadorea; Rhabditida; Onchocercidae
Exons: 6
Coding region: 1-813 (270 amino acids)
Cellular component (GO): Z disc; nucleus
Molecular function (GO): transcription coregulator activity
Source: RefSeq, a predicted model, not a curated record